GUAUGUGAUAUAUCUUUUUUUCAUUCAGCCACUCCAUCUACACUUCUCCAUGGGUUUGUGAUUGGAGUGAUGUGUCUCAGGAUGGCGAUAUAUUUCUACUUGCGCAAACUUAAUCAUCUACCUAGCCUAGGUAGGUAGUUCCAAUUGAAUUCGACUUCCGCUAUUGGAAUUUCCUAUCCCGCUGCUAUCCCGUUUUGCACAUUGACCAUUUCUGUUCUGGGCGCGGCCUGCAUCACUUAUUAUGGGAUAUAGAUAUACUUGAGCUUCUUCCAUCUACUGCAUGGACAAAAAGGUCGUCGGAGAUUCAAACUCUUAGACCUACUCACUCGGACCAGAAGAUAUCUACCCGGAUUGAUAACAUCGCCACUUUGGUAGAGAAAGAGAACUAAGAUGGAAUCUCCGUUGGCAUCAUCUUCAUCAUCCAAGAUGGCGCGUGAUGGGCCUCUUGACAUCGAGAAGACAAAGUCUAAACCAGAGACUACCGAUCCAAAUGCUCUCGAACUUGUCCAAAGCAAAAUCGAACAUUUCAAUUCACGUCCCCGAGAGAUUAUUUUCAUCGCACUAAUAUGUAUGGCUCAACUUAUGACGCAAGCUGCAUUGGGACAAGCCAUUGCCCCUCUACAUAUUAUCGGAUCUAGUUUUGGGAUAUCAAAUCCUGGACAGUUGAGUAUGUUCCUGCAUCUCGUGUUUGAUAUUUAAAUAAUCGCUAACAUCAGUGGUGAAGGUUGGUUUGCUGCUGCAUACUCGUUGACCGUCGGUACAUUCAUUCUUAUCGCUGGACGCCUGGGAGAUCUUUACGGCCACAAAAUCCUUUUCGUCAGCGGUUUCUUUUGGUUCGGACUUUGGUCUCUCCUUGCCGGUUUCAGCGCCUAUUCGGAUCCAAUAUUUUUCGAUGUUACUCGUGCUCUCCAGGGGAUUGGACCAGCUUUCCUACUACCAAAUGCGCUUGCGAUUCUUGCCCGCAUAUAUGAGCCUGGAAGGAAGAAGGAAAUGAUUUUUAGUCUCUUUGGUGCCACAGCCCCAACAGGCUUCACUCUAGGUGCAACAUUCUCGAGUAUAUUUGCGGAAUUUGUUUGGUGGCCUUGGGCUUACUGGGUGGCUGCUAUGGUUUGUGUUUUACUCGCUGUAGUAGGCAUUAUCAUCAUUCCUCAGACGCCUCCUCCACAUUUCGAUGGUUCGGUGAGUAUGUUCAAACGGGCUGAUGGUGCUGGAGCUUUGGCUGGAGUUGCUGGAUUGGUUCUGGUUAAUUUUGCCUGGAACCAAGGACCGGUUGUUGGUUGGUCUACCGUUUAUGUCUAUGUUGUUCUCAUUAUUGGGGCUCUCGUACUUGGGAUUUUCGCCUUCAUUGAAUCUCGUGCGACAUACCCGCUGGUACCUUUUGAUGCCUUCAAUUCUCACACUGGUUACACACUAGCGUGCAUUGCCGGUGGAUGGUCUAGCUUCGGUAUAUGGGUCUUUUACUUUUGGCAAAUAUUGGAGGAGAUGAGGGGAGUUGGUCCACUUCUUGGCACGGCAAUGAUCUCACCUACAACAAUCAGUGGAUUAUGUGCAUCAUUGACAACAGGGUAUAUUCUUAGCAAGGUUCCAGCUAGUACAGUCAUGAUGAUUGCUAUGACUGGUUUUCUUCUUGGAUCAAUUUUGAUGGCUACGGUUCCUAUCAAUCAAACAUACUGGGCACAAACUUUUGUUUCCACGAUUGUUACUCCUUGGGGAAUGUAAGUGAAACCAUUAUUACCUGGAACGUUUAGAUGCUAAUGAAAUUAGGGAUAUGUCAUUCCCAGCAGCAACAAUCCUGCUCAGUGAUUCCAUGCACAAAGAUCAUCAAGGUCUUGCAGCCUCACUCGUCAACACCGUCGUCAAUUAUUCCAUCUCGAUUGGCUUAGGUAUUGCAGGAACUGUUGAAGUCCAAAUCAAUAAUGGUGGAAAGAAUAAGCAAGAUCUUUUGAAAGGAUAUCGUGGAGCUCAGUAUAUAGGGAUUGGACUUGCGGGAUUGGGAUUGGGUAGUUCGAUUUUGUUUGCAUUAUCGGAAAGGACGAAGAGGGCCAAGGAUAGAAAGGAGGCGGGGCAUAUAGAGGGAGUUUGAUUCGUUUGAACAGUUGACAUUUGCGUAUAGAUACCCUAGAAGUUCGUCGCUAUAAUUGCUUGAGCAAUAUUUGAUAGAAAUUAUCCGAGGGGAAAAGGAAGAGAGAGAGAAAUGAGAAAUGAGAAAUGAGAAAUGCGAAAUGAGAAAUGAGAAAUGGGAAAUUAUAUAAUUAUUUGUCAUUUGCAAACAUUUUUGAUGAU
Messenger RNA from Sclerotinia trifoliorum, 2283 nucleotides. The record is from the annotation of a GenBank genome assembly. Lineage: Eukaryota; Fungi; Ascomycota; Leotiomycetes; Helotiales; Sclerotiniaceae.